UGACUCGCUGAUCAGACGCCAUAUUGCAUGUUUGUGUGGAAGAAGUGUAGCGCGGGAAACUGCUCGUUUGACCUAACAAUUAGUUUAUGGUGAAGUAUUUUAGUGGAUCAACGACCAUGAGUGAUAUUAUGGACCCAAGUAAGAUGAAGGUGGCGGAGUUACGGGCUGAACUACAGGAACGAGGUCUAGACACCAAGGGUAAUAAGCCGGUGUUGGUGGAGAGGCUGAGAGAGGCGCUUGACGCUGAAGUUGCUGGUGAAGAUGGCGUUGACGACUCGGCUGGAGGAGCUGAAAAUGAGGAAGUGGAAGAAAUUGAGCAAGAGGAAGAAGUUGAGCCAGAACCUGUGGUUGAGGCCAUAGAACCCGAACCUGAGUCCUCACCCAUGAAGAAAGUGCAGUCAGAGCCAGAAGCCUCACCUGCGAAGAAAGUGCCAGAACCCUCACCUGUGAAGAAAGUGCCAGAACUCUCGCCUGUGAAGAAAGUGCCAGAUCCCUCGCCUGUGAAGAAAAUGCCAGAACCCUCUCCUGUGAAGAAAGUGCCAGAACUCUCGCCUGUGAAGAAAGUGCCAGAACCCUCGCCUGUAAAGAAAGUGCCAGAACCCUCGCCUGUAAAGAAAGUGCCAGAACCCUCGCCUGUGAAGAAAGUGCCAGAUCCCUCGCCUGUGAAGAAAAUGCCAGAACCCUCUCCAGUGAAGAAAGUGCCAGAAUUAGAGCCAUUACCAGUGAAGAAAGUUCCAGAACCAUCACCAGCCAAGAAAGCUCCAGAACCAUCACCAGCCAAGAGGAAGGACUCGGAACCUCAAGAAGCUUCGGUGAAAGAAGAACCAGAACCUGAAAAUUCCUCAAAACUUGGUUAUGAAGAGGAGCCAGUUGAAGAUAUUGAUGUGAAAACUGAAAAAGAUAAUGGAUUAGAAAUGGAAGUAAAAGAAGAGGCUAAUAUCAAAGAGGAAUUUGAUGUUAAAGAAGAACCCAUGGUGAGUGAAGAAACGGAAGCGGUGAGAAGAGGAGAGAAGAGAGCACUUUCACGAUCUCGUUCUCCUGAGACAGCUCCUGACUCCAAAAGGUCUCGACCAGAAGUUGAAGAAGUGCGCAUUGAAGAUGAACCAGAGAGAGACAUGACAGUUGUUGCUCUUGAUUGGUAUAAUUCUGACUUAAGUUUGAUAAUCAGCAAGGAAGAUUACUUGAGUGCCCAGCCACUGACCAUGCAAGGUUUUGGGUAUGUAUGGCACGGCGUACGUGCCACAUAUGGGUUUACACGCGGCCGCAUCUUCUUUGAAGUUAAGGCUGAAGACUAUCUGCCUGUGCCUCAGCUGGAAGAGGAAGAGCAACAUCCACAUGUGUUGCGCGUUGGUGUAUCAGUCAAUGAUGCUGGACUAACCCUUGGGGAGGAUCCAUUCAGUUAUGGAUAUGGUGGUACAGGAAAGGCCUCUACAAAUUUAAGAUUCAAGGAUUAUGGCAAACUGUUUGGAAAAGGUGACGUUGUUGGUUGUUUUGUGGAUAUGGAAGCAGAACCCAUUGUUAUAUCUUUCACUGUGAAUGGAGAGCAUCAGGGUAUUGCCUAUGAAGUUCAGCAUGCUGAUUUGGGAGACCAAGCCCUGUUUCCCCAUAUUGUGACCAAGAAUUCCAGCUUCAGGGUUAACUUUGGAACAGAGGACCCAUGGUUUGAGCCACUAACUGGCUACACUGCUGUUGGCCAUAUCCCUCUGGAAGACAGAGUAUUGGGUUCACAGGGACCAGAGAAGAGAGAUGAUGCUGAGGUGAUCAUGAUGGUUGGUCUGCCAGCUGCCAGUAAGACUACUUGGGUGGAAAAGUACUGCAAAGAAAGUGUUGAGAAGAAGUACAAUGUCUUGGGAACAAACACACUUAUAGACAAGAUGAAGGUUAAUGCCAUGUGGUACUAUGCUGGCCGUUGGGAGGUGUUGAUUGAGCGUUGCACCAAAUGUUUGAACAAGCUGUUGAACUCGAUAAAGCGCAGACGCAACUUCAUCAUUGAUCAGACGAAUGUAUACCCAUCGGCUCAGAGGCGUAAAAUGAAGGGUUUUGCUGGCUUCAAACGACGUGCAGUUGUAAUUUGUCCCACUGAUGAGGACCUGAAGAAACGAACUGAGAAGCGAGAGAAGGAGGAAGGCAAGGAUGUUCCGGACAAGGCUGUCCUAGAGAUGAAAGCCAACUUCAAAUUGCCGGAGGAAGGUGACCUGUUUGAUUCUGUGGAGUUCGUUGAAACAAAUCGUGAGGAGGGCCAAAAGCUAGUAGAGCAAUAUAACAAGGAAGGAGAAGAUGCAGGCUUUGGCCAGAAGAAGGGCUUCAGAGGUGGAUUUGGCGAAAGACGUGGUGGGUACAUGGACCGCCGAGGAGGCUAUGGCAAUCGCGGGAGUAGCUUCCGAGGUGGUUGGGACCGAGAACGCCGUGGUGGUUAUAAUGACCGCCGUGACAGAAGCAGUUGGAGUCGUGAUCGUGAAAGUCGCGACUACAAUCGUGGUGGCUACAAUAGAGAUAGCCGUGGUAGUUUCAACCGUGAUUAUAAUCGUGGUGGCUACAACAGGGACAACAGAGUGACCUAUAACAGGGAUCGUGGUAGCCGCAGUGGAAACUACCAAAGCAACUGGAACAGAAAUUCGAGUAAUGAGAUAAAGAGUACCUCCGAUAGUACUACUACUACUACUACUACUACUAACCCAUGGGCAACCCAGCAGGGAACCCAGGGGACCCAAGGCUAUGGGAACUACGGCAGCUAUAACAGCCAAGGAUGGGGUAACCAGAAUUACGGCUAUGGUCAGGGGUACGGCAGCAACUGGAACCAGCAGUACUAUCAACAGCAGCAGCAGACACCACAGCAGCAAUACUGGGGAACAGGUUAUGGAUAUGGAAGCCAGGGCUAUGGAACUAGCCAGCAAUAUGGAACUUCAGGGACAGCCAGCCAGGCUAACACUGCUAGUGGAAGUUGGGGCCAACAGAGCAGCAACUGGGGAAGUGCUGGCCAGCAACAGUGGGGUACUGCUUAUAAUAAACAACAGUGGGGAACUGGCUAUGGUACUGGGAGCCAAAGCAGCCAGAGGAGGUAGAGGAAUUGUCCACUAGAUCAAAUGUCAGGCUGCAGAGUUUGGGAAGUUGGUAUAAAAUAUAUCAUCAACUGAGAGAACUUUAUCAUGGGGGCCACAUGUAGCUGUAACCAAUUUGAGCUGUGCCCUCUACAUUAGCUAGUUAACCUUAAUUAUACAGUAUAUCCUGUUUAGUGUUCAUCACUGCAGUGUAGGAUUUUUACUUGUCAUAGUUAUUAGUGUCUGAAAUCUCUUGGAUAUUAUUGUAAUGAAUGAGUAUUUUGAAUGUUGAUAAUAGAUGUUACAGGUGUGGAGCAAAUGUUAGAACAUACUGCUUGAUGUCUUGGUGAAUAGUUAGGACAAUCAGGUAUAUUCCUGAUUUGCAUUUUAAUUCAUGGUGGAGAGGACUAAAAAAAAUUAUUUGCACUUGUGUAUUAAUAAGAGUUAGCUGUAUACAGUAUAUAUAUAGUUAGAGUUGACUAUUAUCCAUAUGUUUUAGAAAUCUAGAUUAUAAGUUCUAUUACUACUUGAUACUGCUUAAGUGAAUAAUAGUAUGUUUGCCACAAGCAGUGUACAAAGUCUUCUAAACUAUGAAUUCACAGCAGCAUAAAUUUACCUGUAUUUUUCUUCAAGUACUUGUAAGGUAUUGAAUUUUAUUUAUACAUUUUGAAGUUUCACACUUUGUUUCAGAAAUGUACCAAUUUAUUCAAUGGCAAUGAAGACAGUGGUAAU
Homarus americanus (American lobster) is the source of this 3770-nucleotide messenger RNA. Its product is annotated as heterogeneous nuclear ribonucleoprotein U-like protein 1. NCBI's taxonomy places the organism in Eukaryota, Metazoa, Arthropoda, Malacostraca, Decapoda, Nephropidae. Gene Ontology annotation, molecular function: protein binding. The record is from RefSeq and is a predicted model, not a curated record.